Ictalurus punctatus (channel catfish) is the source of this 1112-nucleotide messenger RNA. It is a transcript of the gene kdelr2a, whose product is annotated as KDEL endoplasmic reticulum protein retention receptor 2a. Gene Ontology annotation, biological process: protein retention in ER lumen; endoplasmic reticulum to Golgi vesicle-mediated transport. Gene Ontology annotation, molecular function: ER lumen protein retrieval receptor activity. The record is from RefSeq and is marked provisional. Lineage: Eukaryota; Metazoa; Chordata; Actinopteri; Siluriformes; Ictaluridae. Gene Ontology annotation, cellular component: endoplasmic reticulum; membrane; cis-Golgi network.
CGGAGGAAUGCGCUGGAAAAGUGUUGGAAAGCGGUUCAAGCAAUUUUCACCCGUCUCGUAUUCGUAACAGCGGAUAAAACGAUUCGCUCUUGCUUCGUGUUCAAGUCGAGGAACAUUUAAAAGCCACGAUGAAUAUCUUUAGGCUGGCCGGAGAUCUGUCUCACUUAGCGGCAAUCAUCAUUCUGCUGCUGAAAAUCUGGAAAACCCGUUCCUGCGCAGGAAUCUCUGGGAAAAGCCAGAUACUCUUUGCUUUGGUGUUCACAACACGUUACCUGGACCUGCUCACCUCCUUUAUUUCUCUCUACAACACGUUCAUGAAGAUUGUCUACAUCGGAUGUGCCUAUGCUACCGUGUACCUCAUCUACAUGAAAUUCAAGGCUACUUAUGAUGGAAACCAUGACACCUUUAGAGUGGAGUUUCUAGUAGUUCCUGUGGGAGGCCUGGCCUUUUUGGUCAAUCAUGACUUCUCUCCUUUGGAGAUCCUGUGGACCUUCUCCAUCUAUCUUGAGUCAGUGGCCAUCCUGCCUCAGCUCUUCCUGAUCAGUAAGACCGGAGAGGCUGAGACCAUCACCACCCACUAUCUGUUCUGCCUGGGUGUCUACCGUGCCCUCUAUCUCUUCAACUGGAUCUGGAGGUUCUACUUUGAGGGCUUCUUUGACAUGAUUGCUAUUGUGGCUGGGGUGGUCCAGACCAUCUUGUAUUGUGACUUCUUCUACCUUUAUGUCACAAAAGUGCUGAAAGGAAAGAAGCUUAGCUUGCCAGCGUAAGUGCCAAAGAACAGAAGACCUGUGUCACCAUUCAGACUCAUAUGGGGGGGCACGGGCCAGCAAUGUCACAGCAAGAGGCCGAAGACAGAAAGCGCACGUGAAACUGCUGCCGUUUGUGAAAUGUCAUCUGGAUGAAAAAAAUGACAGCACAAUGACUGCAAUGAGGACUUCUCUUGGAUUUGGCAAUGGAAAUUUUUUGUUUUCAGCAUCUUGCGAUACCUUUUUAGUGCUGUUAAGAAAAACUCAAAAAGAACAAAAAAAAAGGAAACAAAUACUUUUUCUAUGUGAGGUGUUUCACAAGUUUAAAUGUUAAAUUUGGCCAGAUUAAACACACCUUAACUCCUA